AUGAUCCUCUACCACACGAAUCUCCAUGAGACAUACACGUACGAAGUGGCCACCGACAGCCGCAAGUGGUUCGACUGCGCCGACUGCCACCGAGAGCAGGAGUCGCACGAGCUGCUGCAGACGCUCGAGAUGACCUUCGCGUGCAAGAAGUGCCGCAAGUGCUUCCGCAAGGACGCGCAGGAGUUCGAGGAGGCCGACGAGUACUGCCCCCACUGUGACAACCACUUCGUCCUCGACGCCGUCGUCCCCAAGCCCGCCCUCGCCGUCGAGGGCGACGACGCCCGCGUCGACAGCCGCAUGCUGCGUGACGAACGCGUCAAGAACCCCGAGGCCCGCCGCAUCUUUGACAUCCAACCCGACGCCGACAAGCUCGGCUAG
Messenger RNA from Durotheca rogersii, 378 nucleotides. RefSeq names its product zinc finger protein. Gene Ontology annotation, molecular function: zinc ion binding. Gene Ontology annotation, biological process: protein import into mitochondrial intermembrane space. Gene Ontology annotation, cellular component: mitochondrial intermembrane space. Bases 1 to 378 code for a protein of 125 amino acids. The transcript is spliced from 2 exons. Lineage: Eukaryota; Fungi; Ascomycota; Sordariomycetes; Xylariales; Xylariaceae. The record is from RefSeq and is a predicted model, not a curated record.